UAUAUAAAACAACAAUAAAAACAGUAGCAGCAGCAGAAAUUGAAAAAAUUAAAGUGGAAAAGGCGAAAAUUGCACAAUAAGUGCAAAACCGCAGCAACAACAAGUUAUGCAAUUGCAGCACUUGCAACAGCAAUUAAGAUCGACAUUUGUAAAACAAUGUGUUAAUUGCAGGCAUUUCGUCGGCCAACGUUUACAUUGACAUCAGCAACAACCACAAACGAUAAAUAACAACAAAUGCAAUUCGAAACCACAAUUCGAGCGCCCACGUAGGGCCCCAGAUGUGUUCGUGCAACACAAGAAACUGCUUAAAGCUCAUUGUGAAGUGAAAAAAAAGUGCGACAACAAGAACAAAGCAAUUUUUUGAGCUUGAAAAAAGUUCGAUGCAAUGCAAAUUGUAAUUUCACCAAUUCACUACUCCUUUGUAAUGGCUUAACUUAUGCUUGCCACAUGAUGUUAUUAAGGAAAAAUAGCUUUUGCAACAGCAAAUGUGGCAUUGAGUUUUCAAGCCGAGAAUAAUUGCAAAAUACGGACUUUUGCUGCUGCUAGUAAGGACCUGCUUGCCACAAAAUAUCACCAAAGAGUGACAACAACAGUAAAAGUUGAAGUUUACGCCCAACAAUAUUUAUGCACAAAGCAAUCAACAAGGCGCUGCCAUAGGCUUAACAACUGAGCUUUCAACACAAGUAUAACUACCGAUAUAUUAAAAACACACAGCAACAAUACCAACAAUCACAGCAUCCAUGAAUGGUGGUUUCCGCAUAACUGGCUAUCCAGCUGCUGCCGCUGCCGCCGUCGUAACAACCACUGCCAACAGCACGGGCGCAGCAUCAACUAGCAGCACAAUAUUGGCAGCUGGCAGCACGUCGACCAACGGCAGUGUGAUGCAUAAUGCCACCAAUGCCACCACUAUCGUUAGCACGGGAAACACGAAUAAAAUUAGUAACGAUGUUGCUAGUUAUCAUGCCAAUGUCGGCGGUGGCAGCAAUAAUGCCGCUUUUACGAAACAUUAUAAUCUAUCGCGCGCACCAAGUGGCGCAACUACAACGCAGCCACAGCAGCAACAGUUGCAGUUGAAACAACUGCAGUUGCAACGUGAACAACGCGAACGCGCGCUGGACUUGCACAUUAGCGAAUACCAACCGCCGACACCGACACAAUUCACCACCGUAGCACCACCGCUUUGUGGCACCACAGCCGCACCGAUUGCAUUGAAAGGCAAUAAUCCCUUUUUGAACAGUCCCUCGCCUACGGAUAUUCCGCCGUCAUCGGCAGCAAUGGCUUUUAGCUAUGUGCCGACAACACCCAUAACAACAACAUCAACAUCUAUAUCGGCAGCAUGUGGGAGCGCAAGCAAUCUUGCAGGCACUUCAUCAACCAGCAUUGGUGGCUACGAGAUGCCCGAAUAUGCAGAACCGCAACGAUUUCGCGCGCACAAACAAGUGCGACCGCACAGCAUUGCAGUGGCGUCUAUGAGCGCCAGCAUGGGAGUGGUGAGCAGCGCGGGGCAUGUAACCACAACACCCACAUCGUCCGCAACGAGCUACAGUGGCAGCGCUAACGAUUUGGCUUACAGCACACUGAGGCGCGCACCAAAGGCGCUGCCAAACAGUUUCGUGGACUACGCCUCGCGUCAUCAGCUGCAGCAGGAAGAGCAAUUACGACAACAACAGCAGCGUUUGCUGCAGCUUACGCGUCAGCAGCAACAAUUACGUAACGCCGGCAUCGUAGGAGGAGGCAGCAAUUCUGGCACGCCAGUUUCCGCUUGCAAUGCGCCUUCCUCAGCCGGCACGCCCACACCCGCAGCUAGCGUGGACAAGGAGGCUUUGUACGCUGCGCUUUUUCAGCAAUAUCGUAAUAGUCCAACGCACGCGCCAAACGCAACACUGCCACACAAGUUGCGCAGCAAUGCAACACCAGCGUCACACAGUGCAAAUAACGUGGUGUCCAGUAGCGUGGCCACAACUACCAACUAUUGCCCACCUGUGCCAUUGCAUCGCAAUCAAAAUAUGGGCAACGCUGGCGGACAACUACAUCAACAACAGCCACAGACGAACGCUUUGUUGCAGCAACCUGUCGUACCGCGUCGCUCACAUAGCACACCCCGCCCUCUAAAGAGUCUCAACGAUCCGCAGCAGCAACCACAGUCUCCCCAACAACCGCUCUCACCUGCGGUUAAUGGAACACAGCUGAAUGGUGGCUCUACGCCACGACCCCGUAGCUUGGAUCGUUUUAACAAUGACUCUAAACCAUCCGGCCUUUAUCAGCCGCCCCCGAUUCCGCUGCGUCGGUUUCCACCAGUCGUGACGAAUGCACGUCAAACACAAGGCAGUCCACAACCGGAACCAAGUGGUGGUACACCCAAGUUUAGCGGCAAGAAAAGCACUAGUAUCGACAAUAUACGCAAUGGCUUGUCCGCCAGCAUUGCCAGCGAUGGGAACUCAUUUGUUAGUACUGCCACCAUGGGUGGUAUGCGUCAUUCGGUCACCUUUCAUGGUCGCAGCCAGUCGGGUCAGAUCAAUGCGGAGCAUGGCUUCAACGGCGAGAAUGCAGCGGUGAGCUCUGCAAACAACACCUUCGGCGGCGGCAAUGUCACUAACUCAGCGACCUGGCAAAAGGGUGAGCGUCCACUUUCUUACGCUUAUGGCGCCAGCGCACCGGACCAGGUGUACCUAGAGAAUCAGCUACGCGCAUAUUCCGAUCAGUUGCGCACCAUAACGGAAAGUGUGCGCAAAUAUUCGGAGCAAGCCAAGUUAUUAUCGGAGCUUAAGCGUCAGCAACAACUAGCCAAAGCACAACACUUGCAGCCAAACAGUGGCAGCACUAAUUCGCCGACAUUGGGUGGCCCGUCGCAAAGCCUUCAUGUGCCCAGUUCGCAGUGUAGCAGUAACUUUUCUUCCAAUAUGAUUUCGCCGGAGAUUGUAAGUAAGUCACUUGCUUCGCUUUGCUCUUCAACAGAGGCACAAACACCUUCGCAUCAACUGCGCCUCUUUCUGGAUAACAUACGCAGCACUAUGCGCACAGAGUAUCAUCAAAAUAUACCCGAAGAUAUGCUUAAACCCAUAACUGAGUUAAAGUCGCCAACAGCUCUGCAACAACAGCAGCAGCAGCAACAACAACAACAACAACAGCAACAACAACAACAACAGUCACAGAUACCGCAGACACAAGCCACCGCGCAACCUGCAAACUUUAUGGCUUACAAACGACCAAAUCUCGACGAACCCCUACGCAGCUCACCAGUGCAACCAAGUCAUUCAACUACUGCCUCAAACGCCGCUAACAACAAAACACGUGACAGCGAAUUGCCUACACCAUCCGAUCAACUGCGUCUCUUUCUCGAUGCUAUACGCUCGAAUAAGAUACCCGAAACCGAUGAUAAACCCAAGCUCGCCAAUUCGCAGACACUCGACUCAUUCAUUUCCAAACCGCUACAAAUGCCCGACGUCACUUCGGGCACACCUGGCGCCCAGCUAAGCGGCAUGCCACCAACCCGACGACGUCCUAAAAGCGCAAUCGCCACCACCAGCAAGCUGGAAAACGAUGGCGCCGAGCACUCCAUGAUCACAUCGGAAAGUUUUCAUCAGAUUUCCGACAAUUUACGUCUAAUGAGCGAAGAUCUCAAAGCACUCAGCCCGAGCAAAGUGAUGGCGAGCAGCUCGGCGAGUAGUGGCAAUUUGAAAAUUGCGUCAUCGCUCUCACCUUCGCUAACCACCGAAUUGCGCGUCAUAACCAGUCAUUCGCCACUCAGCAUAUCACCAACAAAUCAACCCACUAGCACACACUAUGCACCGCUGAGUCGUGCGAAUGUCAAUAGUUUCGGUGCCAACUCUACCAACGCCAAUUCGUAUGGCGUACAAACGAGUACGAAUUCCCCAUCGCCUUCACAAUCGACACAUUCGCAAUCGACGAGCGCAACAACGACACCCUCAACAGCGCCUCUAAUGACUGACUUCAAUGCCAUACUCGAUAGUUUUCAAGAGAUGGCUGACAAGUAUAAAUCCAAAGGUUCCUAUGAUUACUUACGCAAAUGCUCAGAUGCACUUCGUCAGCAUUCACAGCAAUUGAAAUUGCGUGAGCAACAACAACAACAACAGCAUCAGCAAAUGACCAACGGUGGCGGCGGUGGUGGUGGCGGUGGCGGGUUCAUGGGUAGUGAUGACAGCAGUUCGUGUAGUACAACGCCGGGUAGUAUACGAGAGGCUGUGCAAAAUCUAUUGAUGCAACCCAGAAACGGUUUUCAGAUACUCGACGACCGAAUGCGACUCUUUAUCGACAUUAUCGAUAGUCAGGAUCGACUAAGUCAG
Messenger RNA from Ceratitis capitata (Mediterranean fruit fly), 4304 nucleotides. Its product is annotated as dystrophin-like. The transcript has a single exon. Lineage: Eukaryota; Metazoa; Arthropoda; Insecta; Diptera; Tephritidae. The record is from RefSeq and is a predicted model, not a curated record. The annotation marks the transcript as partial.